Molecule: messenger RNA, 576 nt
Organism: Sordaria macrospora k-hell
Lineage: Eukaryota; Fungi; Ascomycota; Sordariomycetes; Sordariales; Sordariaceae
Source: RefSeq, a predicted model, not a curated record
AUGCAUAUCCAACUGCUAUAUCUCCUCCUCCUGUGCGCCGCCAGUGUCACCACACAUGCAAGCCCUACCCUGGUCGUUCUCGAUGACGGUCAUGACCUGAACCAAGUCCCGCCCUUCAAUGUCACCAAUUUCGAGGCAUCGGCCAUGGUCCUCAGUAACCGAAAUUUCUACAAAUUCGACGUAACCUUCUACCACGAAGCCGUCCCCAUUCACUGCGAAGCACUAGGCACAACCAUCAAUCACCAGUUAACCAGCAUUCCGCAGACGUUCUGUCCGACAGGUCCAAGCCCAGGUGACGGGAGCGGGAGCGGGUACGGAAAUGAUACCAACAACAAUCAGCAAAACAACAACAACACAACAGGACCAGGUGUCUCCUUCAAAUGGACCGAGCAACCGGACGGGAGCGGAGCAUUGUUGAUUGUGCGGCGGAUAAACGACAAGGUGACAGACACGGCCGUGUACAAAGUCACACCGGACUGUAUGCCGAUGAUGGGGGAUGAUAUGUUUCGGCAUCAGGUGUAUGAGGGGCCGGAGAACUUUUCGGUGCCGGCUUAUCGGAGUUCUGAGUCGGGGUGA